Knipowitschia caucasica is the source of this 1083-nucleotide messenger RNA. The record is from the annotation of a GenBank genome assembly. Lineage: Eukaryota; Metazoa; Chordata; Actinopteri; Gobiiformes; Gobiidae.
AUGCCCAGGAAGCCUGGCUGGAAGCGCUCCGAGGCCACGGCCCGGCGCUGGGAGCACAAGCUAGACUUGUCCCGGCGGGGAGUGGAUCAGCUGGCCUUUUCUGGCCUAGCUGUUCAGGUUCCUCGUCAUGAGCAAUGCCCUGAGCCGACCACUCGCCUUGGUUCUGGUUCUCGGCAUUCUGUGAAGAAGCAGAACUGGCCCACUUCGUCGUACGUCGACAAGCCUUGUAAGUGGGUCGUUCCGCCAGUGUUUCCGGACAAAAAGUUUGCAUUUGUCCUUGGAAACUCCCAUCUGCGUGCGAUCGUAGAUGGGUUCGUGCCGAUGCCAGAAGACGGUUUUUCUUUUGGCUUCUGCUCCAUACCCGGUGGUUCUGCCCGGGACAUAUGCAAGGAGCUGUCUUCACAAAUGGCUUGUGAAGACCCACCACUUCAGAGGGAGCCAGACGUCGUGUGUCUCCUCGCUCCUUGCAACAACAUAACAGCCAGCAAGACGGUUACAGAGGCUGCAUCAGAGUUCGCCCGACUCCUCGACGUAGUGUGCAGCCGCUGGCAAGAGGUCUGUGUUCUGGAUUUUCCACCUCGUCUGACAGUAGAGGUGGAGCUCCAACAGGCCCUUAGGGAGGAGUACCGCCGUGUGGCAGCUCGCAGGGAAAUCCGCUACUUUCCUGUGGCUGAGCACUUCCGGAUGGACAAACUCUGGUUGUGGUGCUGGGAUGGUGUCCAUCUGAGUGACAAUCAUGGGAUGGGGGUCUACGCUAAACUGCUGCAGCAGGCGUGCUACCAGCAGCUUGAAGGGAAGGUUCCUACCGUUGUGGUUCCUCCCUCCCCAUCCAAACCGUACACCUGGAGGUAUAAGCCAAGAGUGGUUGUGGCUGGCCCUGAGCCUUCGCCACGCCCACCCCCUCCUGAGUGGACAGUUAUUGGACAAGGCCGAGAGUUAGAAGAGGGAGGGGGAGAGCAAGAGGCAGAGGUAACCCUAAACGAGCAGCUGUUUCUCCCUCUCUGCAUCAUGGACGUUCAGAACACUGGAGAAAUGUUGAAGAACUGGACACUGUUCCCAGACAAUUUCCAUUCCGACCUGUAA